ACGAAAAUAUAUUCCAUCGAGAUAUUUUUUUCUCGUGAGGGAUCAAUAGAGCCCAGGGUGUCGAAGAGGAAGGGCCAUCAUUUACGUCUAGAGGUUCCUCGAGCUAAGGUCGAUGUCGCAAAGAAAAGUUUUCGAUAAUACCUUUGACAAACCACUGCUCAUCGAUACGGAUUAUGUUGCAUUCAAUGUCAAGUGUCUGACAUCUGUUGGUCUGUGGAAUCCAUAUAAGAAUCAUCAGAAAUGGCUCUAUCAUGUCUACACAGUGAUUGUCGCCUUUUUCAUACCGUUGAUGAGAGUGGAUGGAUUUAUCAUGGCAAUUUGGCAUUUGCAACAAUCCUUCGUUCAACAGACGUUAAUGUUGGUUAUAAUAUCAGUAUUUGUAGUUGGCGUACUGAAACAUAUGAAUGUACUGUGGCAUCAUUCAGAUAUUGCAUUCGUUGCUACUGUCUUUACUUGGGAGAGAUCUAUGGUCUGCUCAGCAGAAGUUGCUGUUUACAGGGAGAAAGUUGUGACGCAAACAAUGAAAAUUAUGAAAAAAUCCACGUUGAUAUGGUUGUGGCUCGCCAUUUUUGAUCUGCCGUUCUUAUACCGCCGUAAUGUGGAUGAAAAUAAUCGAUCCGUCGAGCAGCUAUCAAUUAGCUUCACAAUAUUCGGACACUACCUGACAAAGUUGAAUUUUUUUACUGUGUUGUCACUAGAUUAUGUGACAGUAGUACUGUCUGCGUGGUCGGUAAUAACAAAUGACUGCAUGUUUCUGAGUCUCAUGCUCCAGAUGAAAACACAAUUCCAAAUUCUUAAUUUCCGUCUUAAAAGAUGUGCAAAUCAGGUUCAGGAUUAUGGAACCGCCGAUGCACCGCCGAAUAAUUUCGAGGGUUCCGAUGGAACUAUUCAUAAACGACAUGUCAAUACAAAUGAGGAACUCCGUAUUUGUAUUCAACAUUAUCAAAAAAUGUUUGGGUUAAUGCGUAUAUUGAAUAAAGUGUAUGGAGCAGUGCUUUUACCACAGAUAAUUUCAAGUGUAAGUCUAUUAACAAUGAUGGGAGUUCACGUCUUUAUGACUCAGACAGUGAAUUUUCGGGAUGCAAGUGAUUUAAUAAUUCUUAUGCUGACCUUUACCAGCGCAUUGAUGGAAAUCGGUCUGUACUGCUUAGGGGGCCAGACCGUAAUGACGGAAAGUGAACGUACCAGAGCAGCCGUAUACGACUCUGAAUGGUAUCUGCAAGAUUCCGAAUUUAAAAACAAUCUGGUAACAUUUUUAGGCAUGGCUGGGCGGCCAUUUUCCCUCAGAGCUGCUGGAUUUUUUGAAAUGUCACUGGUCACAUUGAAAAGUAUAUUGUCGAAAUCUUACUCAGCAACGGCGGUUUUGCAGAGCUCUCUUGCUUAAAAUAGUGGGUGAAAAAUAAUAUUAGAUGGCAUAUCUUGGGAGUGAAUAUGUAAAUAUUCAUGGCAAAUAUAUAUAUUAGAAAUUGACACAGUAUAUUUUGUUAUGGGAGUUAAUCUAUAAAAUAUUUGUGGAUGAUGAUGAUGAUGAUGUUGGAGUAUAGCAUGUGCGUCUGGGACGGAAAACAUGGCUUUUCGUUCUUGAUGUACAAUAUAAUAUUUGGUGUUUCCGAGAUGAUCGGGGAAGGUGUCACAUGACCUGUCCUCCGAUUGGUCGAACCCAGGAAGAAGGGAAUGCUAUGUUCGAGUGAGUCCUGCAGACACCUGUAAAUUCACAAGUUCGUCAAGUUUUUAAGGAGCAUCUAUUGCGCAGGAAUGAACAAAAAGGAGAAGUUUAUUAAUUUCAAGUAUUUGAAGUGAUAACAGGAUUGUGAAGAGUUUGAGUAAAAUUGGAAACAACGACUUUUCGUUAUCAAUAAAAUAAAUCGGAG
Messenger RNA from Diachasmimorpha longicaudata, 1871 nucleotides. RefSeq names its product odorant receptor 94a-like. Gene Ontology annotation, cellular component: plasma membrane. Gene Ontology annotation, molecular function: odorant binding; olfactory receptor activity. Bases 113 to 1384 code for a protein of 423 amino acids. Gene Ontology annotation, biological process: detection of chemical stimulus involved in sensory perception of smell; sensory perception of smell. The transcript has 7 exons. The record is from RefSeq and is a predicted model, not a curated record. Lineage: Eukaryota; Metazoa; Arthropoda; Insecta; Hymenoptera; Braconidae.